ACCUUCAGCAUCCCAGACUCAGAAGGUGACAGAGCCACUUGAAAGGUUGGACAACACAGGGAAGCAGCCAACUCGUCUCAGAUUUGCUGAGAAGAGCAACAGUAAGGAACCAACAGGGGAUCAGACAAUCAGAGCAGAUGGCAACCUACAAACUGUUUGUGGCCACAGGCCAAAAUGAGUAUGCUGGAACAAUGGACUAUAUUUAUGCGACAGUGAUUGGGAAGGAAGGGCAGAGUGAGACAACAACAUUGGACAAUUUUGGAAGAGACCAUUACCGUGGAUGUGUUGGUGAAUAUGAUGUUUCUAGUAAAGUUCUACUUGAAGACAUCUGGUUUGUGGAGCUAGAGAAGCGCUACCAUUUUGGUGAUAACUGGUUUUGCCGCUACGUGGAGGUGAAGUGCCCUGAUGGGACUUCUAAGAUAUUCCCCUGUUACCGCUGGUUUGAAGGCAACAUGACGAUCAGGCUGCGAGAAAGUUUAGCUCGUAAAGUACAGGAUGACACAAUAAAUGACUUCCACUUCUACAGGCAAAAAGAACUGCAGGAACGGCAGCAGACAUACAGGUGGAAGGAUUGGAAACCAGGAUUUCCCAAGUGCAUUGAUGCCACAUCUGAGCAGGAUAUUCCUCCAGAGCAUCGUUUCUUCAAUGAGAAGAGUUAUGACUUCAACAAAUCACAUUUUGCAGCCAUAACUGAUCUUGGUAUCAAGAGUAUAUUCAAUAAGUUGAAAUGCUGGGAUGCCCUUGAAGAUUUCCAAAGUAUUUUAUCCAGUCCAUCACCCAUAGCAGCAUAUGUUAUGGAGAACUGGAAGGAAGACUGGUUUUUUGGCUACCAGUUCUUGAAUGGGUGCAAUCCCAGAAUGAUCAAAAGUUGCUCUAAUCUUCCUGAAAAUUUUCCUGUAACAGAGGACAUGGUAAAGCCCACACUGCAGCAGUACAAGACAACACUGAAGAAUGAAUUGAAGGCCGGGAACAUUUACCUGGUAGACUACUGCAUUCUGGAGGGCAUCCCUGUCAAUGUGAUCAAUAAGAAACCUCAGUAUAUUACGGCCCCUCUGUGCCUGCUGUAUGAUCACCCUGAGAGAGGACUGAUACCACUGGCAAUACAGAUACAACAGAAUCCUCAUGAGGAAAACCCCAUCUUCCUCCCAUCUGAUUCUGAACUUGACUGGCUUUUAGCAAAGAUGUGGGUUCGACAUGCUGAUUUUCAAGUCUAUGAGGCUCUUUCUCACCUUCUGCGCACACAUUUGGUCUGUGAGGUGUUUUGUGUAGCCACCAUGAGACAACUGCCUGCAGUUCACCCUGUUUAUAAGCUCCUAAUCCCACAUAUGCGUGACACCUUGGCAAUCAACGCUAAUGCCCGUUUAACGCUCAUUUCAGAGAACGGCGCCUUUAAAAAGGUCUUUUCCAUCGGAGGUAAUGGGUUGAAUGUGUUGCUUCAGAAGGAGUGCCAAGAGAUUGAGUUCAAGUCUCUUCUGCCCAAAGCUGAUUUUGAGAAACGAGGUGUGAGCCAGCUAAAGAACUACUUCUACAGAGAUGACUGCCUGAAAUUAUGGGAGGCCAUUGAGAGUUUUGUGUCUGAUAUUGUGGAUCUCUUCUAUUCCUCUGACGAGGAUGUUAAAGAAGAUAAGGAGCUGCAGAACUGGAUUGAUGAUGCUGUUACAGGGGGCUUUGAGGAACUUCGUAACUUUGGCUUGCACAGGAACAUAGAAGAUAAAAAAACACUUGUCACUAUCCUGACAGGGGUCAUCUUUACAAGCUCUGCCCAACAUGCAGCAAUCAAUAGUGGACAGUAUGACUGGUGCUCAUGGGUGCCAAACACACCCUGCAGUAUGCGGUGUCCCCCACCCCCUCAAAAGGGUCUGGCUACCAUGGAUUUGAUCAUGAAUACACUCCCACAAAUGUAUGAGUCUUGUUAUCAGGUGGCCAUCACAUGGGUCCUUAGUCGUGAACAGCCUGAAGGAGUCUGGCUUGGUCAGUACCCAGAGGAUCAUUUCACUGAGAAGGCUGCCAGAGAUCAUAUUGACAAAUUCCAAAAAGCACUCAAGAAGAUUGAAAAGUUAAUUGAUGAAAGGAAUGCAAACCGUCAGUUGACAUAUGAGUACCUGAAUCCAAGAAAAAUUGAGAAUAGCGUUGCUAUAUAAACAGUAAUUUGUGAUGUGCAAGUGUCACCAGAAGACAUGAUACAGCAGUGACAGUCUGGACCUAAAAUCAAGAAAGCAACAAAAAGAAAGAUUUUUUUACAGUGUCUUUUUAACUUUUUAAUUGCAAUGAAAUUAGUUUAGGAAGUAUAAACGUGUUAUUGUUUUUUCUUUGGUGAGAUUAGUUUUAAUUUUCAUAACCUCUUCUUUCUGAUGCUUUGUGAAGGGUCCUGACUGUGCACUUUCACCUUUAAGCAGUUUACUAAUUGGCCAAGGACUUAGAAACCUAGUGGAAGACUUUGAAAUGCUUUGAGAGAUACACUUGCUGACUUUUUGUGUAUUUCAGGGCUUUGCUUAAGCUAUUGCAUGACUGAUAAAAUCAUCUUCAAUAAACUGAAAACAAAA
Polypterus senegalus (gray bichir) is the source of this 2543-nucleotide messenger RNA. RefSeq names its product polyunsaturated fatty acid 5-lipoxygenase-like. Gene Ontology annotation, biological process: lipid oxidation; linoleic acid metabolic process. The coding region runs from base 138 to 2141 and encodes 667 amino acids. The record is from RefSeq and is a predicted model, not a curated record. Gene Ontology annotation, molecular function: protein binding; arachidonate 12(S)-lipoxygenase activity; iron ion binding. Lineage: Eukaryota; Metazoa; Chordata; Cladistia; Polypteriformes; Polypteridae. The transcript has 15 exons.